Molecule: messenger RNA, 1306 nt
Organism: Pseudophryne corroboree (corroboree frog)
Lineage: Eukaryota; Metazoa; Chordata; Amphibia; Anura; Myobatrachidae
Gene: SSU72
Product: SSU72 homolog, RNA polymerase II CTD phosphatase
Exons: 5
Coding region: 241-825 (194 amino acids)
Biological process (GO): termination of RNA polymerase II transcription
Cellular component (GO): nucleus; mRNA cleavage and polyadenylation specificity factor complex
Molecular function (GO): RNA polymerase II CTD heptapeptide repeat phosphatase activity
Source: RefSeq, a predicted model, not a curated record
GCGUAAGACGUGGUGAGUCGCCAACGCCAUUUUCAGACAGACGUCAGCUCUUCUCCUGCGUCACUUCCCAACCAGCCUCUCCCAGACGCCAUUUUAGUUCCUGUUGUCGACGAGAGAAGGCGGAAGCGCCGCCAUCAGCUAGUGGAGGUUUGCGGUGUAACUUGUAAGACGUCCCCUCGACGCCUUGGGCUGUGUGGUUGAGCUCGGAGGAGCAGUAGUGUUCCCCCUAUACCUGUAGACAUGCCGUCCUCCCCGCUCCGAGUCGCUGUGGUGUGUUCCAGCAACCAGAACCGCAGCAUGGAAGCGCACAAUAUCCUCAGUAAAAGAUCCUUCAAUGUCCGAUCCUUUGGAACAGGAACACAUGUUAAACUUCCCGGUCCUGCGCCAGACAAGCCAAAUGUUUACGAUUUCAAAACCACAUAUGAACAGAUGUACAAUGAUCUCCUUAAGAAAGACAAAGAACUAUAUACACAGAACGGUAUUUUACACAUGUUGGACAGAAAUAAGCGUAUCAAACCACGGCCAGAGAGGUUUCAGAACUGCAAAGACUAUUUUGACUUAGUGAUUACCUGUGAGGAGAGAGUCUACGAUCAGGUAGUUGAAGAUUUGAAUUCUAGAGAACAAGAAACCUGUCAGCCUGUGCAUGUGAUAAAUGUCGAUAUUCAGGAUAAUCAUGAAGAGGCCACACUAGGAGCAUUCUUAAUUUGUGAACUUUGCCAAUGUAUACAACACACGGAAGAUAUGGAGAAUGAGAUAGAUGAACUGUUACAAGAGUUUGAGGACAAAAGUGGGCGGACCUUUCUCCACACAAUCUGCUUCUAUUGAUGAUACAAAACGCAUUCAUGCCUUAUUCAAUAUGACUAUUCUAUAAUUCUGCAUUUCCAAGACCACCUUCAAUUUUGUUUAUUUUUAUUUUUUUCUCCUCCCCAUGUUUUCUUCUGCCAAGUGUUUUCCUUCAGGUAUUUUGUCCAAAACGACUGGGAUGUACAAACCUUUGUGUAUAUAUGGAAAAGAAAAUAGACUAUGAAAGAGCUAUAAAAAAAUAAAUCAGGAUUGCCUACAUUUGUGCUGGAUUAGUGUUCUUUUUAAUCUUUCAAUUUUAUUUUAUUUUUUGUAAAUAUUUCCAAACAGGAAGUUUCUGUUGUGGUUCUAGUUGCUUUUUAAUCCUUUUCUGUCAUAGCGGAAAGCAGCACAUUGAUGGAUCCACUGUCAGUGCAGGGGUUACAUGGCUGUGAUGGCAGAUCUACCAAUAUGAAUAAUAAUAUCUGUAAAAUAAUAGGUAAUAAAUUGGAAAUGUACUCAUGAA